CCUUGUUUGCAAAUUGACACAUUAGCGUCGUUCGUCAUUUUCUUGAAAAUGUCACGAAAUUUUAGCUCAAGAAUAAGAAUGUUUAAACUUCACGAUGUUCUGUACUUGUUUAUCUUCCUUUGUGAAUGUUUUUGUCACGUGAAAAGUGUUCCAUGUCGGGGAACAGCGUCGUAUAAACUACAAUUUCAAGCGGAGUGGAAAAAUACUACAUCUCGACCAGCUGGGGCUGGAUUUUCGGGACUCAUCGGCUGCAGUCACAACAAGUGCUACCGAAUGUGGAAACCGGGAGAAAAAGCAUCGCUUGGAGUUAAAAAUGUCGCCGAGAAAGGUUGGUUUCAUGGUUUGACAGCUAGUAUUAUUAAAUAGUUGAAUAUUAAGUUUGUUAUAUUAACUUUGAUAAAUUAUGCCGAACUUUCUUGAUGUCAUUGGUACUUAUAAUUUAUAUCGUUUUUAAAAAAUAUUUUGUACGUUUUAAUAGGUUAUACUUAAGUUCUAAUUACAGCACUAGACUGCACUACCAAUGUACUAUUAAAUCCUAGUAAAUAAAUAAAUAUAUAACAGAGACAGAUCAUCUACAUGCAUCAUCAGCUAUCUUGGCUGAAACACAACACCAACAUAUGAAAUGGAAUUGUAUAUAUCUAUAGCACUGGCAAUGAUUCUGAUACAGAACUGCCCACCCACUACACAAUACCUGGAAAUGGCAGACCUUCUAACUCUCACGGUUUGGCUGUGAGACUCAAUCUUUCAGGUUGAUCAUUUCACUGUUCUAAAUCUCAUGGUCUUCAAGAAUGAAUGACAAUCAUAAUAAAAUACAACCAAAAUCAAACUUGUGUAUAUUAAGCUUGGAAAACACAAUCAAGUUCUGUGAUCACAGUAGGAAUUUUGCAUAGGUAAAUUCUAAGUUUUGACUUUAGUGUUAAUGAAUUCCAACGAGCUUCUCCUGUCACCAUGAGCUUGUUCCAGCAUGCACCCCUGCUUUACUUUCAUUGAUGGGUAAAAAAUGAUGGUGUUAUUCUUUGCUAGGAAAUUACAACGAACUCUCCAGUGAGAUUCAGAAACACAUUGAAGAGUGGAAGACUGCAUCAGAACGACUCCAAACAAAAAAUAACACCAUCGGCCCUGAGGCUCAUGUCUCUUUACCCAAAAGUGACCACCAACAUGUCAGUGGUUUUACGGUAGACAAAUCUCGGCCACUGGUAUCUGUCAUUGCCAGAAUAAUACCCUCCCCAGAUUGGUUUAUUGGUGUCCAUGAUGUGAGUUUGUGUAAUAAAUCAGGACAUUGGAUUAAGGAUAUAAGGAUUACUCUUUUUCCAUUUGAUGCUGGUACUGCAGAUACAUCUACAUACAAUAAUUCUAUUGUUGUACCAUCACACCCACGUCAGAAUAUUCAACAGUCACAAGUAGAAGACAUAAGUGAUUCGGUUAGAGGAAUGGGCUACAUGAGGUUUGCAUUGGUUCGAAAAUCGGAGUCCGGUUCAACUGUAGUUGUAAUAGACGAGAAUAAUUGUCCAAACAUGGCCUCAUUAACAAAAAUGUCUUCGUUAGUGUGGUUUGCCUUGAUUGCAACCAUAUUAUUAAUAACAUCUUAGUUAGUAACAUACAAUUUAGGACAUGUUAUCCUCCUCUCAGUCCUCUGCAGACAUUUAACCCAUUGAGUGGCAGCACUCUCCACUUGACGAGCAAAAUCGUCUGGAGUUAGACUGAGUAAAAUACUGAAGUAGGGCGCAUCAGGGUGCAUUGCCACUUAGGGGGUUAAUGGGUGGUAAUGCAUGCAUGGGAUGUAUAAUAUAUAAAUUAAUUAAUAGUGUACUUAAUUUCCGUACUUAUACUAGUUAUUGGUAAGCAUGCAAGCAGUUUAGUGCAUACAUUUUUGUAACCUUAUAAGUAAAUUAUAAUGGAGUAAAAAUGUUCAGAGAAAUUCAUGUUGAAUAAGUGUUUUAACCGCUGCUUGCAUAUUAACUAAUUUGCACAAAAAUAAUGAUGAGGUGCACUUUAUUGACUUUGUUAUCCUGUUUUCUUGCUCAUUGUCAUUGGAAUGGUUGUCAUUUGCACAAAUCACUUUUUGCUAAAAAGAUGGGAUACACUGGUCAAGUGAACCAAAGUGCAGAUCAAGUGUAUAUACCAGGGGGGUGAUCCAUUUAGUACCAAGGGUGGGUAGUAGCGAAGUAGUUGUAGUUUCAAGUAGCCAGUAGUUUUUCACUACUUUUUUUAAAAAGUAGCUUUAGUUAUAGCAAACUACAUUUUGCUUAAAAGUAGCCAAGUAGUUGACUACUUUUCAAACAGCGAAUCGCUAUUCGCUACUUUUUAAAAUUGUUAGCAACUUGAUAGAAUAGAAUGUUAUUAAGACACGGUUUGCUUAAAUAUGCCAUGCAACUGUGCAAGUGCCAUCUUAUUUACUCGCCAGUCAAUUUGUUAUAGGUUUAAUUACAGUCUGAGCCAGUAUAGAUACUCCAAAUACAGUAAUGUAUAGUAGAUACAUACAUGUAUAGCGUAGUGAACUAGCUUCACUUUAUCUAUGUAAAUGGUCUACACAAGAGCUACCAUCAAUAUAGGUUUUCCUUAUUGGUAAUUACAAGAGGAAAACCAGGGUCCCAGGAGGAAACCUGAGCUGUUUGGUAGACUAAAACAGAAUUUCAGAAGCAGUCUUCUCCAGUAGCGUGGCGAAGCUUACCAUGGCAACUGGUCAUGCUAUGCUAAUAAACCUACAUCUAAAUAGGUUAACGACAAUGCAUUUCUAAAGGUUUUAGAAAAAGAAAAUCAUUAAAAAUUUGCCACUGCUGUGGCUAGCUUCGCCACUGCUCUUCUCGCAUCCAAUUGAGGCAAAAUAGUAAUCACACAAGUAUAUACAUACUGCUGGAAUGGUACAUUGGUACUAGCUGUUCAGUUCUGUUGACACCAGAAGUAAUAACAAGCUUUAAUCAAACUCGUGAAAUUUACAAUACUAUGUGAGAACGAAACAAAAGACAAUACAACAAACAAAGGCGAGUUAGAUAUGGGAUCGGUGAACGGACUCGAAGUCCCAGCAAGGCAAACCCCACACAUAAAUUAUAACUAGAAAUUUACACUAAGAAAACCGCAUAAAACUUCAAUAAAAGUUCUCUAAUACCACUGACCAGACAGCCCAGUCUCUUGCUCAGGUUGACUGCACAUACCAAUGUAGAAACAAAUUAAUUUAAUAGGAAUUAUUUCGGAAAAUAAUCCUAACCCGUGCGCUAUACUACUAAUUCUAAUUUUAAAGACAGUGGCGGAAAUCACUUUUUCCGGUGGGGGAGGGGCAAAGCCUCCUAAAUUUCCGACAAAACUUUCAAAUUUCCGACAACCCCCCCCCCCAUUUGCACUCGAAAAGGCUGUUUUUAGCCCUUUUAUAGGUCAAAAUUUCCGAAAAUUCGUCCAUUUUCCGUGAAGGGGGGGGGGGGGCGGCCGCCCCCCGCCCCACUAAGAUCUCGGCCACUGUUUAAAGAUAAGGAUGUACAUUGUACAGUCAAUCUGAGGAACAUACACGAUUAAAAACAGGUUUAAAACAAAAAAACAUUUUCUGGCACGAUGCUGAUCGUAUGUGCAUGUGUUCUUUGGUUCCAACCUCCCAAAGAAAGAUCCUGGGUACCAGGUUGUUCCUGAUCCAUGGAUAGCAGUAAGCUUUAUUUGAUCUAUAAAACUAUAUUCUAUCUAGGAGAUACAAAAGUGCUAGAAGACGAAAUAAACAAACUGGUCAGGAACAGAACUACACGACACGCGUUCACCCGGCCUACCCCUCUCGCACCUCAGCGAACCUCAGACGUAAUUGAAUUCAAUGUUGACUCCGUACGUCCUUUGGUUUCUUUUAUAACCAGAAUAACACCUUCACCUGAUUGGUUCAUUGGUGUACACGACCUUGACCUAUGCGACCGGAUGACAGGUGACUGGUUAGACCUCAAACAGGUUCAGCCUGUGUCAGCAUUUUACGCGGUAACAAGCGAUGGUAUCGGGCGAAUUUCUAACGAUCCGUCCGCACCCUGGACGACUCAGAAGCGAGAAUUGGGCGUGUUUCAUUUUUCCAAAAUGUCGGAUUCGGGCAGAUCCAGUACAGGCGAGUUUGAAUCUGACGAGACAUUCAUAUGUCCUAGCAAAGCCUCGCAAACUAAUAUGUCGUAUGUGGUUGUGUUUUUAACCUCCUUGCUUGUUGCCCUCAUCUUAUAGCUUACAAUCGUCUGAUAUUUUCUCGUGAACGAGUUCUGAUAAGAACAAUUCUUUAUAACCUGUACAUACUAUUUGUUUUAAAGAUGUUACACUGUAUAGCUUCAUAUUCUAAUCCAUUCAAAAAUUAACCGCCACUUUAGCUUACGUUCUGGCUAGCUAGCCCCCACUUUAACGCUGGCUGACGUGGACACUCCAUCUACGUCUAACAUGGUUGCAAUUAUUUGUUAAUCCUGACUCCUGUUUUUAUAGUUAACCAAAAAUGAACAUUGUAUUCUGCUCUAACAUUCGACUAUGGUUUAAUCCAACCUAUACCUGGACCUUCUAUUUUUAUUAUUUUUUUAAUAUUCAGUGCUUUUUCACAUGAAAAGACUGGGACCAUGGCUAUACUUACCAAAUGCUAGCCCGAAAUUGACCAAAUCUGCCAAAGCCAGCCGAGUAAAGGCCUAGGUCUAGGCUGGGUGUGAUGCAGCUAAUCUAUCAUUCCUGAUGAUGUCGAAAUUAAAAUGUUCAUUUUUGGAGUUAUAGUUAUUUUGUUUUUAUUUUUGAGCUCAGUAUAAUGAAAUUCCAUAACAUUUCUGUUUUACAAACCAUGCUUGUCACCAUGCAAAAAUAUUUGAAAAUUUGCUUGUUUUUAUACGUACUACUACUACUAUGGUAAUUAAUAGUUAAGUCUUCGUUGCUAUUUAGUCAUUCGGCCAAACUUAAAUUUAAAUUGAACUAAUAACCUCUGUGGACGGUUUUCAUACCAUUUCCCCCAGCUAAUUCCAGUUAGUUUUCUAACGGAUCCGCGUAUCGCGCUAACCAAGUUUAAUCAGUUGAUAAAAUCAUAAUAUUCUAUACUCCUUGUAGCCAUGAUAAACAGGCAGACAAAAAGAAUAGAAAGGACACUGAACGUUUCCGCAAUCCGUUUGGCUUUCCUUUUAAUUUUGGCCCAUGUUCUUACUCCAUGAGGUAUAUACGACAUCAAAAGCGUUGUGUAAAACAUGCAAUCUUUUAAAUACAGUAUAGGAAUCUGUGACAUUCUUUAUCAACCAAGGAGUAAUUUAAUGGCAAUCCCCAACAUUCUAAAGAAACAAGACAUAAUAUAGUACAUAAACACAUCAAAUGAAUCAGCGAGGACUGCACAGAUUAAGUAUGAACCUGGUAUGAACAGAUGUGUAAAAUGGAAAACUGUAAUUUGGUAAUACUUUAAAUGUUACGCCUUUAUAUUGUAUGCGACGGUUGUCCGAAUGCCAUGCACGUACGGUUAGCUAUAUCGUGUGAACGAGAAACAUCAAAGCGAACAGCCAGUUUAUAAAUUGAAGAUAUUUUUCAGGAAUGUUAUCCUGUUAAUAGAAGUGUUAUUCUCUACUGCGAAACAGCGGGUUAAAUUUUAACCUACCGUUAACGCUAAUAUGUUUAAACUUACAUGAUAAAAAACCAGAUCGAUGUCACAGCCGUCGUACAACCACGACAGGUUAUUUCUCGUGGACAAUCUG
Molecule: messenger RNA, 5654 nt
Organism: Paramuricea clavata
Lineage: Eukaryota; Metazoa; Cnidaria; Anthozoa; Malacalcyonacea; Plexauridae
Source: the annotation of a GenBank genome assembly